Molecule: messenger RNA, 1583 nt
Organism: Mugil cephalus (flathead mullet)
Lineage: Eukaryota; Metazoa; Chordata; Actinopteri; Mugiliformes; Mugilidae
Exons: 5
Coding region: 409-1095 (228 amino acids)
Source: RefSeq, a predicted model, not a curated record
UAAGCGAUAUCCCUCACCCGCAAACUUUACCUCCACUGGUUGAAAUACAACAACAAUUAGAGAUUUCAAACGAGCCUCAGGCUCGCCACGAACCUUCGGAUUUACAGAAUUUGGAAAGUAUCCAUGUAGCCCUUCAGCGUUUAAGAGAAGCUCCGUCCAGUCCUCCAGUCCCGGGAUAUCUUACGUCCUCCCUCUCAACCCCGCGUCGUUUGUCCGUCUAAUGUACCAUUACCUUGGCCGACCCAGGUUUUUGCUGGUUGUCAACAUCCUUCCUUCCCAUUUUGUUUGUAAGAAGUACAUUUAUUUGGUAAAAAGCAAUGCUAUACUGUUUCUUUUCAAAGAUCUCCUGCCUUUGCCGCGUAAAAACACCUGCAGAUAUCGACAAACGAGCAAAUCUAUAAAGUGGAAAUGCUGCUUCUUCUGUGCUCCUGGAUUAUUGCGGGGAUCGUGGCGGAGGACUCGUCAGUGACAUAUUAUCAACUGAGAAACAGCUCAGUGUGUCUGCGUCCUAGAAAACCACCACCGUAUACUAGUGUGGUAUGGAAGAUUGGAGGAAAAGUGGUUGUUUCUGGUACAGGAGUCAAUCCCAUCUUUGCAGGGAAAGUGUUUGCUCCUGGAAACCACUCUCUGUGUAUUAAUGAACUGACGGACACAGGUGCUGCCAUCUAUGAAUUAUCUUUAGUUGACCCAGACUUUAAUGCAGUAACAGAGAGACACCAAGUCAUUGUUGAAGAACCUGUUCCUGAACCAGAGGUGAUGAUAACAGUCCUUCACUCCAACCUGUCUGCUGGACUGUGGAGUACCAAAGUGAACUGCUCCAUCCAGGAUGACUGGCUGUGGUCCCUGUGUGAUGGAGAGAGCUGCAGAGAUGCUCAGAAAUCAUUCAGCAAGGUCAACAUCAGCAUCUCUACCGACAACUCCACCGUUUUCUGCAGCGGCGAGAACCACGUCAGCAAAAAUAAUGCGUCUAAAAGCAUACAGAUCUGUUUCUAUCAGUCUAUCCUUGAGCAUAAAGCUCAGACACAUGUGUUACCAGUGGUAAUAAGACUUGUUGCAGUGUGUUUAUGUCUGUGUAUGUACUGCCUGUGUGGUUAAGAAGCUCCAUUCACCAGCAUGCAACCGCCAACAAUCUGAACCCUCCUACGAGAACGUAGCAGAGUCGUCAUAGAGCUCCACGAAAUAAGCAGCCCAAGACAACAGAGGCUGGAUCCAAGGCGCUGAAUGUGAAGAGGUUGGCGAGAGCGACAGCAGUAAAGACGCAGGCACAACAGCUUAUGAUGGUUGACAGAGUGUAGACUGAAACAUGUACAGGAACAGAUACAUGGAUGGAUGGAUCAUAGAUCGAAGUAUAGAUGAAUGGAUGAAAGACUUUGGACGAUGAUUAUGAUGAUAAUGGAUGGAUGUAUAAUUGCAUAUAUUUCCUGAAAUAUGCUAUUUCCCCUUCUCUUUCUCGUGUAAAAUGUCAUUUCUAAUGCUUAAAACCUGUAACCAUGGACUCAGCUUCACCAUUAUGUAGUUACCAACCACUGUAAAAUAUCAUGUAUGUGAACAACAAUACAUUUACAACAACAGUAUUGAUUAAA